AUGAAAUCGUUUCUAAGCUGUGAAAACGGUAAUUUUUUUGAUUUUUGUUCGAUUUUGGUUUUUAUAAUUGGAUGAAUUGUUGAUUUGCAGAAAGAAGAACGUCUCAAAAAAGCGAUCCUAAAGGCGGGCACCCCUCAACUUGGCCGAAACACGCAAAGGGGAACAAUUGCCGAUCUAACCUCACCUCAAAAGCCAAUACUAACAAAACGACCUCUGAAUCUGCGGCUAGGGUAAGGAAUUGCCCUUGUAAUUGAAUUAGCCUUCGUUUUUCAGCUGAAAGCCGCCGCGAUUUUCAAGAAAUCGUUGGAAAAAACGGGAAAAGUCGACGGCCGAACGGCCCAAAAACGAAAAGCCGACAACGAAGAGGACACGCCCUUGGCGAAGAAACAGAAUUUAUUGACGAGCACGGAGAAGCAAUCUGGACGAAAGAAUCAAAAAGUUGUUGGCCAGAAAGUCGACUCAUCAGAAAGAGGUUGA
This is a messenger RNA of Bursaphelenchus xylophilus (pine wood nematode), 477 nucleotides long. The record is from the annotation of a GenBank genome assembly. Lineage: Eukaryota; Metazoa; Nematoda; Chromadorea; Rhabditida; Aphelenchoididae.